This is a messenger RNA of Peronospora matthiolae, 831 nucleotides long. The record is from the annotation of a GenBank genome assembly. NCBI's taxonomy places the organism in Eukaryota, Oomycota, Peronosporomycetes, Peronosporales, Peronosporaceae.
AUGUUCGAGUAUCACGAUGCUCCUAUAGGAGGACAUCGUGGCCGCGAGAAAACAUAUCUCACGGUGAGUCGAGACUUUUACUGGCCCCGCCAGUAUCAGUUUGUGCGAAAGUAUGUUCGCGCAUGCGAAGUCUGCCAACGAGUGAAGUCAAGUCCUUCACUGCGUGCACCCUUACAGCCUCUACCGGUUCCGGCUGAGUGCUGGGAAUCCAUCUCAAUGGAUUUUGUCUUCGGGUUACCCAAAGACGCACGCGGGAAUACGGGUAUUCUCGUAUUUGUUGACAGAUUCAGCAAAACGGUACACCUUGUGGCUGUACCAGAGACAAUCACGGCAAGUGGCUGUGCUUGUGUCUUUAUUGACACCAUCUUCCGACUUCAUGGGUUGCCCCGUGAACUCGUAUCAGACAGAGAUCCACGCUUCACUGCUGAUUUCUGGCGUUCCGUGUUCAAAUCACUCGGAACGCGCUUGAAGAUGUCGACAUCUGAUCAUCCAGAGUCAGAUGGUCAGACGGAACGUGCCAAUCGUGUCCUUGAAGAGAUACUUCGAGGAUACGUACACUCCUUUAAGAGUUGGAGUGAGUUUUUGCCAAUGGUAGAGUUUGCCAUUAGCAACUCGGUGCAUGCGUCCACGACACAUACACCGUUUUACGUGAAUGGCUUGCGCCAUCCACGUGUACCCACCCUACUAGAGUGUAACUCUGGUUUAAGGGGGGGAGGGACUCGCGCGAGCAAAAACCGAUUUGGUUCACGCUCAUCACGCUCUGACGAAGAAGUCAUUGCGUUUGAUGCCGAUAUCGAUAACAUCGAUAUCGAAGAAGAUGAUGCCAGUUAG